AUGAGACCUCCGCAGUUCCACGAGAAGAUCUACCGCUCAGCAUACUUCUUGGUUUUCUCACAAGAGAUCACUGGCAGUGCAGGCAGCGACCUGCCGCGAUAUGUGGCCUGGCCUUGCGUCUUCACGCAACUAGCUGUUGCUGCUUGGAAGCAGGACGUUGAUACCGCUGCGCUGGAGUUGAGCCGAAUCUCUGGGAAGGUUCUUCGCUCCAGUGGGGCGCUCUCUGCGCAUCGUUUUCGGCUGUACAAGGCAACCAUCUGGCCGGCCUUGUGGUAUUCCUUGAGUUCUGUUGGGGUCACUGGCCGUGAUGGACCGUGCGCCGCCCUCUGCUUAUGCAAGGAUUGCGCGCAGCAAAGUAGGGCAGCUAAUGUUGCGGAGGCCUCUGUGACGCUGGGGCCCGACUGGGCAGGUCGCAUCGUGCUCUCAAACCCACACAACUUGUGCAACAUGAAUGCGGCGUUUCUUUCUCUUGUGCAUUGCUUCGACUUUGUACUUCUGGCCCAUCGUGGUGUUCAGGCGCUCCGUCGCCUGGGUGUCCAAGCGCUGUCGUUGUCUUUGGGCAUGGCUCAACUCGCAGCAGAUUCGCUCCGUUCUCAGGUCUGCGUCUUGGACAAAUUGUUUGGGAAGCUCGUCGCUUUGAGGAUGAUGCUCUUCGGGUCAUGCAUUCAGGUUCUCUUCCUCUGCUUCUACCUCCGCCUGUCUGUGGCUGCAUGCUUCAAGGACUGUCUUCGCGCAUGGCACGAACAAGAUUCCCUGCACGGCAUUGUUGCCCGUCCUGAGCCGGAGCUCUUACUGCUGCACUCGGCGCUGGCCGAUCACGAGCAUCAUCACCCUGCGGCCCAGAAGCUCUGUGGUGCAUUUCAAGUUGAAUGUGCCUGCCUCGGUGGUGCCGAUGCUUUUCACCUCGGCGGGGGCUGGAGGCGCAUCAAGGCGGAGGAGCCGGACAAGCUGGAUCGUCCAAUGCGUUGUGCGUUGCUGGUCUGUCUUUUUGCGGAGCUCAAAAGUCGCAUGGAGAAGGUUGUUGAGGAGCGCAUGGGAGAGAUGGCGGCGAUGUGCUGGCUUGCCGCUGGUCCGCCUGUGGUGUGGAACUUCAUGCGCUGGGAUGCUGCAAAGCAACAGCAGGUCGUUGACAACGCACGGCCUCCGCUCACCCAGGCUGAGGAGAUGAAGGGACAAAACCUUGUCUUUCUCUUGCAGACGGGGCAGCAUGGUGUUUGGUCGGCCGAGAUGCGUGACGGCCUUCGUCGCUUGUGCCACUGCUCAGUGAUGCAUCUUCUGGCGGCGCAGCUAAGGAAGACAAGCAUGCGCGUUCGGCGCUCGCCAAUGCCAUUGCGGACUAUCUGA
Messenger RNA from Symbiodinium sp. CCMP2592, 1344 nucleotides. NCBI's taxonomy places the organism in Eukaryota, Dinophyceae, Suessiales, Symbiodiniaceae. The record is from the annotation of a GenBank genome assembly.